AUGGCUCCCUACAGCACCGCCGAAGAAAUGGAUCGUCUACAGCUGUCCGACUCUGAUUCUGACGAACUCUGGGACUCGCCUUCGAAACGUGGAAAGAAGAAAUUGAAUCAGGCCGCGGUCAAGCAAGAAAACUCCCCGCCACCUGCAGAUACCGACCGUGAUGAAGAGACGCUUUUUGACCGUCAAGAAGCGCGAGAAGCUGCCCUCCGUAACGAACUACGAAUUGUGCGCAACGUCAAUCAGGUUAUAGAGGGGCUGCUGGGCAGUCUCGACAAGGCAAAAGGAAAUAUGGAGACUGUCUCACGUACGGUCAACUCCGCCUCUACCCUCCUUAACACCUGGACGCGCAUCCUGUCUCAAACGGAACAUAACCAACGGGUCAUACUUAACCCCAGUUGGCAGGGCGCGUCACAAGAUAUGGCCGACCUAGAAAACGAGGAGCUUCUCAGACAACAAGCUGCGGAAAGGCGGGAAAGAGAACUUCAACAACAGAGGGAAGCGGCGGCACGAAAGGCUGAGGAGGAUGAGAGAAAGAGGGCACAGUCAACGAGCACCAGAGGCACACGGAUUGUUUCCAGGGGACGGGUGAUUCGGAGCGGAAUAGGGAGGUCACCGAGUGUAUCUCACUCAAAGACCAGCACAAGCGGCACAAGAACUACAUCUAAAACGUCAGGAACGAACCCGUCCACGACGACUACGCGGCGACCGGUCAGUGGGAUUGCGCGGGGACCAGGAGUGACGCGUGGCCGGGGAAGGCAAUGA
Molecule: messenger RNA, 762 nt
Organism: Aspergillus nidulans FGSC A4
Lineage: Eukaryota; Fungi; Ascomycota; Eurotiomycetes; Eurotiales; Aspergillaceae
Product: DASH complex subunit DUO1
Exons: 2
Coding region: 1-762 (253 amino acids)
Biological process (GO): mitotic cell cycle
Cellular component (GO): DASH complex; mitotic spindle; spindle
Source: RefSeq, a predicted model, not a curated record